AGAAAAAGAGAAGAUAGAGAGAGAGAGAAGAAAGAGAAGAUAGAGAGAGAGAGAGAAGAAAGAGAAGAUAGAGAGCAGAGAGAGAGAGACAGAGAGGAGAAACAGAGAGGAGAAACAGAGAGG
Molecule: messenger RNA, 123 nt
Organism: Rhincodon typus (whale shark)
Lineage: Eukaryota; Metazoa; Chordata; Chondrichthyes; Orectolobiformes; Rhincodontidae
Product: chromatin assembly factor 1 subunit A-like
Exons: 2
Source: RefSeq, a predicted model, not a curated record